This is a messenger RNA of Eubalaena glacialis (North Atlantic right whale), 1411 nucleotides long. Its product is annotated as cytochrome b5 reductase 4-like. The coding region runs from base 13 to 1389 and encodes 458 amino acids. The transcript has 2 exons. Gene Ontology annotation, biological process: superoxide metabolic process; generation of precursor metabolites and energy. Lineage: Eukaryota; Metazoa; Chordata; Mammalia; Artiodactyla; Balaenidae. Gene Ontology annotation, cellular component: endoplasmic reticulum. The record is from RefSeq and is a predicted model, not a curated record. Gene Ontology annotation, molecular function: oxidoreductase activity.
CAAGGGUCCAGGAUGCUGAACGUCCCUUCCCAGUCUUUCCCGGGCUCCAGCUCGCAGCAGCGCGUCUCCUCCGGGGGGCAUAGCAAGGUCCCUCUGAAACAGGGCAGAAGUCUUAUGGAUUGGAUUCGACUGACCAAAAGUGGAAAGGACCUAACAGGAUUAAAAGGAAGAUUAACUGAAGUAACUGAAGAAGAACUUAAAAACCACAACAAGAAAGGUGAUUGUUGGAUAUGCAUAAGAGGCUUUGUUUAUAAUGCCAGCCCGUGUAUGGAGUGUCCUCCUGGUGGAGAAGAGGAACUUAUGAGAGCAGCAGGAGCGGAUGGCACUGACCCUUUUGACCAGGCCUGCAAGAUGGUUCAUCGUUGGGUCAACUAUGAAUCCAUGCUGAAAGAAUGCCUGGUUGGCAGGAUGGCCGUUAAACCUGCUUUUCCUAAAGACUAUCAUGAGGAAAAGAAACUCUUAAACGGCAUGCUUCCCAAGAGCCAAGUGACAGAUCCACUUGCCAAAGAAGGGCCUAGUUCUCCAAGCUAUGACUGGUUCCAAAGAGACGCUUUAGUCACCAUUGUCAUAUAUACUAAACAGAAGGAUAUCAAUUUAGACUCAGUAAUAGCUGAUCACCGGGAUGAUUCCUUUAGAGCAGAAACAGUUAUCAAGGAUUAUUCAUAUCUUAUACAUAUUGCCCUAAGUCAUGAGAUUCAGGAAGAUUUUUCUGUGCGAGUUGUUGAGAAUGUGGGAAAAAUAGAGAUUGUCCUGAAGAAAAAAGAGAAUACUUCUUGGAAAUGCCUUGGUCAUCCCCUGGAGAAUCAUAAUUCACUUAUUCCAAAGAAGGAUACAGGUAUUGAAAUUGUGAAGCCAUAUACACCUGUAUCUGAUUCCUUAUUCUCAGAGUUCAAGGAACCACUUCUUCCCAACAAUAAAUACAUCUACUUUUUGAUCAAAAUCUACCCUGCUGGACUCUUCACACCAGAGCUUGAUCAUCUUCAGAUUGGAGAUUAUGUUUCUGUAAGCAAUCCCGAGGGCAAUUUUAAAAUAUCCCAGUUCCAAGAAUUGGAAGAUCUCUUUUUAUUGGCAGCAGGAACAAGCUUCACACCAAUGGUUAAAGUACUGAGUUAUGCUUUGACUAAUAUACCCAGUCUCAGGAAAGUGAAGCUGAUGUUCUUCAAUAAAACAGAGGAUCACAUAAUUUGGAGAAGCCAGUUGGAGAAAUUAGCAUUUAAGGAUAAAAGAUUUGACCUUGAAUUUGUUCUCUCAGCACCUACUUCUGAAUGGAAUGGCAAACGGGGAUACAUUUCACCAGCUCUGCUCUCUGAAUUUUUGAAAAGAAGUUUAGACACGUCCAAGGUCCUCAUCUCAUUUGUGGACCAUUGCCAUUUACAGAACAAGGAAUGAAGUUGCUGCAUGAUUUGAACUU